GACCAAGUGAGACUCCAGUAGUCUAGUUGUUGGUGUUGGUCGUGUAUAGUGUUGGUCUUGUACGGUCUUGUGUUGAGUUGGACAACAUGAAGCUCUUGGUGGUCGCCACUGCUCUCGUGACAGCUGUGAGCUGUGCAAGCCUGGGCUCAGUUCAUUUGGAUAGGGAGUUUCAAGAAUGGAAAUUCAAGUUUGGAAAAGUGUACAGGUCCCCUGGUGAAGAGUGGAAGCGUAAACAGAUCUGGACUGACACCUGGGAUCGGAUCGAGGCCCACAAUGCUCGAUUCGCACAGGGACUCGAAACAUGGAGUAUGGGCCUGAACCAGUUCUCUGACAUGACAUCGGAUGAGUUUACAUCUUGGCUGGGUAUGCCUCCUCUCAAUGCCAGGCAGUUGGCCAGAUACAACAAUCAAUACUGAAAUGUGACUGGAUUUCAAUCCUAGAGGCACAUGACUCUCGGAGCAAAAUUGCCAUCAAAGGGGUUUCCUUUUCUUUUUGUGAUUUUCAAGUCAAGUCAAGUCGGCAUUAUUGUCAAUUUCUUUACAUGCACUGGUCAUACAAAAUUUUGAAAUUACGUUUCUUACUUUCCCAUGCAGACAUAGAUAUAGACUUUAGGUGUGGACAUAGACAAUUAGACAUAGGCAAUUAGACGUAGACAAGAAGCAUACAUUGCACCUAGAGUACCUACCUAUACAAAACCCAUACAGACAUAUAAAGUGCAAGACUGGGCAACAGCAGACAUACAUAGAACGUAUAUUAAAAGAGGUAGUGUUGUGCAUUUCCAGUUAUUUUCGUCUUUUUGCAAAAUAUGCAAGUUAAGUCUUGAAGAAGCUACUCAAUGCUUGAGACAGCAGUAUUGGUUUAUCAAAAGCUAAUAUUUUGUAUUUAAAAGGGCCAACUUUAUGUCUUUUCUUUGGGCAAGAGACACGUUUAGAUCUGAAUUCUCUGUUUUCUACUAUAAGAUCAGAUGUGAACACAUUCAAAAGGCCAUAUAUUCUUAUAUGCCACUGUGCCUAUAGUUGUGGCUUGUCGUCCUCUGGCUGGUCACAAAUAAUAAACUUGGCUUCUUGAAUUAUAAGUGGAAUGGAGUAGGCCUGUAUACAUUGUUUAUUAGGUCUUUGUGUAGCCUAUGCCUUUGUAUGUGUUUGUAUGUCUUGUAUCUAGUAUGUCUUGUAUCUAUGUAUCUAUGUAAGCUGUCAGACACCUUAAUUUCCCUCGGGAUUAAUAAAAGUACUCUACUCUAC
This is a messenger RNA of Engraulis encrasicolus (European anchovy), 1241 nucleotides long. Its product is annotated as cystein proteinase inhibitor protein salarin-like. Lineage: Eukaryota; Metazoa; Chordata; Actinopteri; Clupeiformes; Engraulidae. The transcript is spliced from 3 exons. The record is from RefSeq and is a predicted model, not a curated record. Bases 87 to 416 code for a protein of 109 amino acids.